Messenger RNA from Protopterus annectens (West African lungfish), 3855 nucleotides. Its product is annotated as nuclear receptor subfamily 2 group F member 5-like. The record is from RefSeq and is a predicted model, not a curated record. Gene Ontology annotation, biological process: cell differentiation; regulation of transcription by RNA polymerase II; anatomical structure development. Lineage: Eukaryota; Metazoa; Chordata; Ceratodontiformes; Protopteridae. Gene Ontology annotation, molecular function: zinc ion binding; nuclear receptor activity; RNA polymerase II cis-regulatory region sequence-specific DNA binding. The transcript is spliced from 3 exons. Bases 1898 to 3106 code for a protein of 402 amino acids.
UCCCGUUGCUUACUCCUGGGUGGGGAGGGGGACAUACAAAGUUCUUUUUUUUUGUUUACGAUCACUAAGGGGAGGGGGUUAAAAAAUCAGUGGGUUCGGCCUCCGCCUUCCUUUCAGACUUGACUUUAAUUCUUUUAAAAGUCAAGAGGGGGGUUUGCGCUCUCUUUAUGUUGCUUAUUAUUUGCAGCUCAGAGAGCAGGCUGCAGACCUAGAAAGAAGACACGAGAAUGAAGAUAAGCGAGAGCAAAUCCUUAUGAGUUGCAUCAAUGAUUUUGUUUUAUCAUCAUUGUACAAAAUUUCGUAGAUACUACCGGUAUAAUAACAAUACUAAAACGUUUUUGUUGUUCUUGAAAGACGACUGAACGCUUAGAACAGUGCUGGCGAGCUUCACCGGUACAACAAUUCAUUAUUGGUACCUAAGUGCAAAUACAUCGUUUGCUUUCCAAGGACUUUCAAAGAAAAUUCUUUUUGCAUUUCUCUUUGCUUUUAUUUCGUUCAGAUCGGUUCGUAACUACCGGAUUGGUUGAUUAAUAAUUAUUGCACCAUCGUUUUAGGAUCCCCAUUUGUGCAAAAGAUCGUCUGCCUCUUCUUUAAUUGAAUUUACUGUAAAAUUACAGCUGUCGUGGGGUAAUGAAAUAGUAAGUUCAAAAAAAAAAAAAAAACACAAAGAAAAAAACUAUAAUAAAAAACAAUUGGAUUCGACUAGAAUCUUUUAGAGCUGAUGUGCACUAUUAUAAACUGUACAUACAAAAUACCUGCAACUUCAGUUUUUAUUUAUGUGAAUCGUUAUUCCACAAAUCCUACAUACAAUUGUUGACUCAACAUACUGCAGCGCAGUAAUUACCAGCACGUUUGAUGUUUUGUGUUGUUUUGGAACUUUAUUUAAUUUUAUUUGACAAGCUAUUUGUUAGUGCAUUCUAUUCCGUUUUUCAGGAAUCUUAUGUUCUCAGAGAAUUUUGUCAGCGUUGUAUUGCAGUUUCUUCGAUAUUCUUAACUGUAGGCUGAUGUGCUCACAGAAAAGUUUCCCUAGCUUUGCCUUGACUUGAAAGCUUUACAGUGCCUGCUUCUAUGCAAUGUAUUCUGUUUACAACCUACACACUUGAACAGUAAUCAUAUAAUUUAAAAUUAUAUAACUAUAUACAGUGCGCCCAUUGACAUCUAAUAAAAUAAGAAAAUGAAGGGCAGAUCAGAUCAUCCUCUGAAUCCUUAAAAGGGAAAGAAAAGGACUGUAGAAGAAAAAGAAGAAAUUGGAAACUGGCUGGACGAUCUGCCAAGUAAGUCAAAAAAAAGGAAAGAAAGAAAAAAGAAAAAAAUACAUCUUUAGUUUUGUGUUUGUCUUGCAAGGGAAAAAUCUGAUCCAAGACACUUGCCAUUUUCCAUGUGACUGUUUCCAACUUCCUUGUUUUUAUUGCUAGGUUUGUGCUGCCUGUCAUUUAUUGCGGCCUUGAGGAAUGUUAUAUCAGUAGGACAACGCAUAUAUAAAGACUUAACUGGUGUGCAUGUAACAUUUGUAAAGACGUGGACAAAAGAAACAUUUUUUAAAUAGUUCAGAAAACAAAGUGCCUUUUGACUUGACAUAAAAAAAGAAAAGAAGAAGAAGAAAAGCAGUAGUUAACCGCACAUCCAGGUUCCAGGACAGAAGCGAACGCCUUAUUAUCUGAAAUUGAAGGUGCUGACAAACUCUGUGAUCAAAUCGGCUACUGUCAGGAAACACCUCCAGAGCAUAAAAUGAAGUCUUUACUGUCGGUUUUCAUGUGACAUAGGCUCCAAAAGUAUUGACUUUUUUGCUUAUUUGUUUAAACACGUGCAUUUAUUGCAUCUGCGUUAAUCGGGCUCUUUUGCAGAAAAAAGUCACUGCAACGGGACUGGACUCUGAAGAGCUGGGAGGGGGCUGAGCAUGGCAAUGGUAGUGAACUCAUGGCAGCAGGAUGACAUGUCCGGUGGUCCGGCCCCCCAGCCGGGGAACAAUCACUCGCUAAUAGGCCACAGGGAGACAACUGGGGUACCCUCUAACACUCCGACCUCAGGCCCAGAUGCGCCCCCCACAGUUGGUGUCGAAAAAAACCCUAGUGUGGACUGCUUAGUAUGCGGGGACAAAUCCAGUGGCAAGCACUAUGGUCAGUUCACCUGCGAGGGUUGUAAGAGCUUCUUUAAGCGGUCGGUCAGACGGAACCUGAGCUACACAUGCAGGGGAAACCGAGACUGUCCCAUCGACCAGCAUCACCGCAACCAGUGCCAGUACUGUCGCCUCAAGAAGUGCCUCAAAGUCGGCAUGAGAAGGGAAGGUGAGCCGGCAUUUAAGGCUGUCCAGCGUGGCCGGAUGCCCCAUCCUCAGACUAGUCCUGUCCAGUACCCACUGACAAAUGGUGAUCCAUACAAUGGCCAUUCAUAUUUAACAGGCUUUAUUUCCCUGCUUCUCAGAGCUGAACCAUAUCCCACAUCCCGCUAUGGUGCUCAGUGUAUGCAGCCAAACAACAUAAUGGGGAUUGAGAACAUUUGUGAGCUUGCUGCAAGACUUCUCUUCAGUGCCAUUGAGUGGGCCAAGAACAUCCCCUUCUUUCCUGACCUUCAGCUUUCAGAUCAGGUCGCUCUUCUGCGCAUGACAUGGAGUGAGUUGUUUGUUCUCAACGCAGCACAAAGCGCCAUGCCACUGCAUGUGGCUCCAUUGCUGGCAGCAGCUGGCCUGCAUGCCUCACCCAUGUCUGCUGAGAGGGUGGUGGCCUUCAUGGACCACAUCAGAAUCUUCCAGGAGCAAGUAGAAAAACUAAAGGUGCUGCAUGUAGACUCUGCAGAAUAUUCCUGUUUGAAAGCAAUUGCUCUUUUCACAUCAGAUGCUGUAGGAUUAACAGAUAUUGCUCAUGUGGAAAGUGUCCAGGAAAAAUCACAGUGUGCUUUGGAGGAGUAUGUAAGGACACAGUACCCCAACCAGCCAAGUCGCUUUGGAAGGUUACUUCUACGCCUACCAUCUCUCAGAAUUGUCUCAGCACCUGUCAUAGAACAGCUGUUCUUCGUGCGCUUAGUGGGUAAGACUCCAAUUGAGACCCUCAUCCGAGACAUGCUGCUCUCAGGAUCCAGCUUCAACUGGCCUUACAUGCCCAUGCAGUGAUGGACAAGGACUCUGAUAUGGGCUAAUAUUUUUGCCCUUUUGGCUAUGCAGGAGGAGACAGAGACAGAUUGUUUAUAAGCCAAUAUUUUAAGCCUCUACUGUCGCCCUCCCUUGUGGCUAACGCAAAGCCCUUCUGUUUUAUACAUUUGUAAAAUAUGUGUGAAAAGGAUGACUUAAAAGCUUGUUUUUUAAGAAAAAUGCUGGGAUUUUCUUCACUAUUUUGUUCUUGUUCAUGCAGUGACUGUUUAAGUAUUGACACUUUGUUUGAAUUUUAUUAUCGGGUGUAAGUGCAGUGUUUAAUCGCCUCAUCUGGCGUGUUAUAAGACAAUGCAAAACAAUGCGGGGCGGGAUGAUGAUGACAUUAGUAACAGCAGUUUUUAACCUGAAUGGAAUGAAUCAGAGAAUUCCCCACUUCUGCACUGUUCCCAUAUCAGGCUGCUGUGGGGGGACAUUGAUUGGCAUAGAGUUAUUUAAUAGCCCUACAGCACAGGUUUCCUGGAAAGCUCCAACAUAAUUAAAUCAUAUUUAGUGGUGUCUGCUAUGGUUAUAAAAUACAGGAUUUGGAGUUAAUGGUUGCAAAGGUCUUUUCAUGUGGAACUUUAAAUGAAAAAGCAGCUAUCACCUCUUAUAUUUUUAACACUUAAUAAGCAGGAAUAUAUGUAAAUCAAGCAUUUAUGUUUCAAAUAUGUUGAGUACAUAGUCUGUGAUGUUUUAUUUCUCUACAAAAUUAAAGUAAAAACAUAAAGAUA